UGUCUUUUCAGCUUUGCAUCAAAGUAUUAAGCAAUCUGGUAGCUUCGUCGACAACAAGUCUAAAAAAGUGGUUGAAAAUUAUAAAAUGGAGAUGAUUUCAAAGUAUGGAACUGAUCGGGAAAAUCAUCCUUCAUUUGAUGGAGCAGCUUGGUGUGUGGCUUCAGGAGGAGUUACAAAGGGUAGGGUAUAUGGUGCACCUCGUAUGCCAAAAUCAAAAGUUAGUACAAGCUCUUCAUCACAUUCCUACUCGGUGGAGUCAUCAUAUCCCAGUUCAUCGUAUCGAGCAUUGCAAAAGGAGAUAAAGGAUAAAGAAGAGGAGAUAAAGAAAAAAGAUGAUUUUAUUCUUGAAAUGAAACGACAGAUGGAUUCCAUGAAAGAAUAUCUUGUGAACAAUCUUGGAUACCAUGAUGGGACAUCAAAUAUUGAUCAAGGUAUGCCACCACCUUUGACUCCAUCAAUACCGCCACCUAUGGCUCCUCAGAUAAUGACACCUAUGGGUCCCGCAUCUCAACCAAUUUUUCGACCUACACCUCGACCUUUAUAUCCUGAUCAAUCUUGUGUUGAUCCACAAUAUCAUGGUUUGUCUUCGCAACCAGCACCAUGA
Molecule: messenger RNA, 604 nt
Organism: Populus nigra (black poplar)
Lineage: Eukaryota; Viridiplantae; Streptophyta; Magnoliopsida; Malpighiales; Salicaceae
Exons: 2
Coding region: 86-604 (172 amino acids)
Source: RefSeq, a predicted model, not a curated record